AUGCGACUGUGUCUAGAACCUUCCGGGGUCUGUCAUAUUCAGCGCACCAGAGCUGAUUUUAUCUCUAACAUGUCCAAAGUGGACAUUGUGGGAAAUAAAUAAAUUUCUCUGCAAUAGCUCACACCGUGACUGGGUUUUGCUACUUGUGUUCUAAGCAUGCAUGGUGAGGAGUUCAUGUACAAAGUUCGUCGUUGUGUUGUGUCUAGCAUCAUGUAAAUGCUUUUUAUAACAACUUAUUUGUUUAUCUUGUUAUGUUUUAUCUGAUUGUGAUGUUUCGUCUGCUGCCUUACCUUUUGUGACUAUUUUCAUAAAUGACGAUUUUAGUUAUGUAACGCUGCAAAAUUUAAAACUUUCAGCGUGUGAAGGUUUAUCGUUUGAGUGAUGAUGAGAAAUGGGAUGAUCUGGGGACUGGGCAUGUCACUGUUGAUUAUUUAGAGGUAAUAUGCUGAGCAUUUUCUUAUAAACUUUUUAGCAAUUGUAUGGCUGUUUAUGGUGACUUGUUUGUUUGCUUUGAAUUUUUUUUAAUGCUAAGAUUAUAAUGCUCAGGUUGUUGCUGAGGGACUUCCAGUAAAGUGUUAGCAUUAUGUAAAAUUCGUGUGGUCACUCAAACAUUAUUCUCUUUCACAUUCCAAUUGUUUUCUAAAUUUGCUUUUGAGGCCGUGUCCUCGAGCUCGCUUGUUUCUCUUUUUUUUUUCUUGGUCUCAUUUAUGUCAAGUUUUCUCAUCUAUAUAGAACCCUGAUCUAUGUAGGGUUUGGUAGAGUUUCCCAACUCAUGAGGAUUAUGUCUAAGCAACUUUAAACUACAUGCAAAUUCUUCAAGCCUGGCAUUGAAUUUCCAGCAUAGAACUUUUGAUAUUUUAGAAGCAAUUAUUGCUGAAAAUGGUAAUAGUGAUUAGAAAUCUUACCAAUUUCUGCUGCAGUAUCUUAAUGUGUUGAACUUGAAACGGAGGGAUACAUUGUAUGUAUUGUUUGCUGCUUCUUUACAGGUCUAGUGAAGGUUUUUUUGCUUAUGUUGGUGUAUUGAGCUAUUGGGUGCGAACACAGUUCAAUUUCUGACUCAUUUAGCUGAGCGGGAUGAAAUUCCUACCCCUGGUAGUGCUCACUAUCUUCACAUAUCUCCAUCUAGAAAAUCUUUAGUGGUGCAUACCCCAGAAAUAGAACUUCUAUAGGCGUUCCUUUUUGGUAGAGAACCUCGUUAAUCUUGGUUGUACAUAAUCAUUUCUGGUCAUUGCGGUAUGCUCACUGAGGUACACAACAAAUCUAGCUCAUGAAGAUUUAAAGGUGACUCAACCUAUGGAAUACACAAAUUUACUUGAUGAUGCUGAGAUAACAGUGGGAUUAUUCUUUUGUAUUUAAAAGAGUCUCUUACAAGAAGAUUUGGACUGAUACGAGAAGAUAAUAUAUUUUAUUUAAUGCUCAUGAUGCGUUCCUUUGGAGGAUGAAAUCUUUUACAUAAUAAGAAACUCCCCCAAAUUGAGGUCCCAAUGCCCUUUCAAGCUAGGAAAGAAGUAAUAAUACGGGUGAGCUGACGAAUGCGUUGCAUUCAUUGAGGCCUAACGUUCCAGUUCCAAUGGAUGAGAGAUCUUGCCACGAGAUUGUUCAAUGGCUAUCCUAUGGCCUAAUGUGGACUUCAUCUUUAGUUGGCCUCUUGACGUAGUGUAGAUUUUAUCUCUUGUGGUCAUACUCAUCAUUAAUGAGGCCGUGUAUCUUAUUAUGUGAACCAUAUAUAUCCAAUGUUUCUGCCCAAUUAUAAUAAGCCUGUGUGGCGUAAUGUUGCUUUUUGUUUAGUUCUUGCCCUGGAUCAAUUCCAAAAUGUAUUUGAUGAUUUGAGCCUAAUGAAAUAAUGAAAGCUCAUGUCUUGGUUCUGACCUUCUGCUUAGUGCCACGUUCGACCUAAAGCAGACCUUGUAUUCAAUGGUAGAGAUAUCGCAAAACUUUCAUAUGUCGUAUAGCUUGAUAAUCUGAUUUCAUUUAGAUGUACCCAAUAAAACUUUCAAUGGUAGAGAUAUACCGCAUGGGGCACAUCCUAAACAUAGCCCAAUGGAUCUCAUGUAAGUCUGUCAAGUGUCGUUCUAUCCCAUGAAUAUCUGGCACCAGUCAAGAGACUUGCUCAAAUGAGCUUCAACCUGCAAAGUCGUCAGAUGAGUCCCAUGGCAGAAGACUAUUAAGUGAGCUUCAUUCCACAGGCUCCUAAAAAUUGGCUUAUGUUAUAAAUUUGUUGAUUGAACUUUAUCUCCUGCAUUUAUCAAUGGCCUUAUUCCGUUAGACUUGUCUAAUGAGCUUCAUAUCGUAGUUCUAGAAGGUCUUUAUCCUAUGGACUCAGAGAACAAGCUUAAUCCCAUGAAUUUUUUAAGUUCUUUAGGCUUUAUUUUAAUUUGUACAUUUUUUGGUAUGAAGCAGAAUCUUUUUAUCCAUGGCAUCAUCUUAGAGAAAUUCAGGGUGAUUGGGGAAACUCCAAAUUUAAAUAAAGCCAAAAAGUCCCCUAGUUUAUUAAAAAAGACAACAUAGGCAUUGUUCUUUUAAAUGGUGCAAAAAAUCAUUUUACAAGUCAUUGAUGGGUGGAAGGCUCAACAAUGAGUAGCUGGUUGAUAGGUAGAAUGACUACUUAUCUUCUGAGGUUUACUUCAGGAGCUGAAGGGAGCUGAGGAAAUACGUCUGGGUAUGCUGGCUUCUUUUGUGAAGGACUGAACAUGUAGUCCUGGGGGAUCUCUUUGGGGUUGGUCUUUGAUCGAUAAUAAAUAUGCUAGUUGCAGAGGCCUUCAUAUCUUGCACAAAUGAACAUCCUUGCAUAUCCAUCUUUCUCAAGAUCUUGUGGAUAAUGCCCUCUUGCUGGAUGGGUUUUGCGUGGUUUUUUUUUCUGCUCGUGGGAGUUGGUCAAAUUGCACUUCUACGGAAUGUUCAAACAUUUAACAUCCAUUAGGUUUUACAAGUGAAAGGAGACGAUUCCUCUUUCCUAGGUGGGUUGGAUUCCUAGAGGGUGCAGUCCUUGUAGAAACAAAAAUCUUGACUCACAAUCUUAGAUGGCAAUAUGUUGACCCAAACUCGUCAAUAUCAUUCAGAAAUCUAAUGGUUGUUAAAUGUGAUUGAUCUUUUUGAUCUAGACGAGUUCGGCCUAUGCGAGGGUGUGCAUCAUGGUAGGGAGGUAGCGAACCUCAUGGGUGACCUUUAAGUCAGCCGAGUUGCAGAGAAAGCUAUGAUUAUUUGGAACAUCUUCUUUCAGUAUCUUGAAGUACAAUUUAGGGAAAAGAUAAAUAAAGCAAGUUCUAACAGGUCUUAUGCAUUGCUAUAACCCGUUUUUAAUGUUUUCGUGUUAUCCUAUUGAGAGUUUACGCUGAUUUUUUUUGAAUUGUUGAACAUUAGAACCUUACCAAGUUUGUUAAACUAUACUGUUGUAUAGCUUUGUAUAAUAUCGUAAAAUUUCACCAUCAGAUUCUGCUGGAAAUUUUGUUCUUGAUCUUUAAUCUUUACACAAAUAUCCAACCAGCAGAGCUCAGAGGAUCUUGGCUUAAUAGUCAUUGAUGAAGAAGAUAAUGAGACGAUACUUGUCCACCGUAUCUCUGUUGAUGACAUCUAUAGAAGGCAAGAAGGUACAGAUGAUACAACUAUUGCAGCAUAGUUGUCUCCUUGGUGUUGCAAUUCGUUUAUCUUAGAAUUCUUUGAUUUUUGUUGUUGCUUACCCUUUGUUUUUCAGAUACAAUAAUUUCCUGGCGAGAUCCACAGUGUAGCACCGAUUUGGCUCUCAGUUUUCAAGAGGCUACAGGUUGCUCUUACAUAUGGUACAUGCUAUACGCUCCUAUUGUGUCCUUCAGUCUUUCACUCACGAUUCCUCGUGGCACUUUUACACUUCUGGCUUAAAUCAUGUUUUUUGGUUUUCUCUAGGGACCGUAUUUGUGGUGUUCAAAGGAACCUUCAUUUUAAUUCUAUCGGGAGUAAGUAUUGGUUUUCUCUUCUCUCUUCUCUUUUUGUUCGUAUUUUCAAGAAUAUUUUGUACUUUUCCUUAACGAUUGAAAUCAGUCUGCAUCUAGUGGUUGCUGGAUAAAGCUUCGUAACAUGACAAACGAGUGAUUACUUUUCUUCUGAUUCAUUUUUCAAUUCAUAUUUCGGCUUCCUGUCUUUUUCUUUUUUGUUCUCAGUCACGGAGCCGUGCUUGAAUAUUAGGUGUUGGUGCUACUUUGUCCUCCAGUUUUGAUGAAAAAUGAUCUGGAUUGAAAAUCACUUUUAUUAAACGACUGUGUUGUGAGUUUGGUAAAGCUUAACCCUGAAUUUAUCUCUACCUCAAGUCAUUUUCUAAAAUAAGUGGAUUCUAGGCGAUAAAUUGAUGCGUUUAUUAGGUGAGAUUUAAAAUCUCUGUUUUUGCUGAUGCGUUUUAAUAUUAAAUUUUAAUCCCUUCCUGAAAUGAGAAGUGUUGUUUACCACACACGUUCAUUUCUAGAAGCCAAAAUGUACAGAAUAGGGCAAUCUGACUGGAAAUAUGUCAAGUAACUGCCUUUUUGCUUUGACUGUGUUGAUUUCUUGGAGCUCUUUGGUAUCUGAUUUGUAUAUUUGAAGUUUCUAUUUGCGGGCGGAUUAGAUCUUUGAGAAUGUGUUGCACACUUACGAUUAAAAUCCGACCAUUUCUCCUUUCUUAGUGGACGUUGUACUUUCCUUCUCUUAGUAACUCUUCAUGUUAAAAAUAUCUAGGAUAUUCUUCAAGCUUAGUUUUUUAGGAUCUUCAACUCUUGCAUUUUGACAGUUUUUCCAUGUCUCGUCCCUGUUGUGAAUUGGUAAACACCUUAGACUGCCUCAUAAGCAGUGGCACCCCAGUUCUAUUAAGAUGUGGCAUGUGGGAUGAACAUCAUUACGUGAAACUCCGACUCUUUGGCUACUACAAAUAAUUUGUUUUUUUUCUUAUUAUUCAUCACAUUGUUAUUCUGGUUAGUAUUUUUUCCUACUUUUCCCCACUUAAAAUCUUGUAAUUUUCUUAACAAUUCUAGUGGACAUUUAUAUUGCUUAACUAGACAGGUUCUCACUUUGACUUUAGACUUUGCCAAAGCAAUGUCUUGAUGAGAAGGCAUCCUGGGCAGCUGUGUCUGGGCCAUGCGCAUUUGUGCGAGUUUGUUUGCCAAUUCAAAUUUGCGUUCGUGAUAAAAAAAAUUGAAUAAUUUUUUUUUCAAACGUAUCCUUCAGAGAUUCUCAGACAUAUAAGAAGAUCAUGUAACUUAUUGUCUGUUCGAUAGAAUCAUUUCAAACGUACAAAAUAAGGCAGCAACCAAGUUAUUAAGUGUUAAUAAAGUUUUGUUUUGCAAACUGUGGAUGGGGUGUUCCUGAUAAUAUUAGGCAGCUUCCCAGUUGGUGUAUUUUCCUGAGACAUGCACAGAAGUAGGUACUCAACUUUAAGCUUGUAGAUUGUAUGAUUCGUUGCAUAGGCACCUUGCCAUGCCAAAUGACGUCCAUAUUGGUGAUUAACAGUGAUCCAUACCAGUGGGUAAAAAAUAAGAGGCCAAAGAUAGUAAAAUACAGACGCACAAAGCGGAUGCAUUCACAUACGGUGCUCUGCGAAAAUGUCUAUGUGAUGUGAGAAUAGUGAGUACUAUAAUAGUAUUUUAUAGUUGAAAUUGUUAUUAAAUAUUUUCAAAUUGGAAUGUAACUUUAAAUAAUUCAAAUUGGAAUGUAAGUUCUUUAUUGCCUUUAUUAAGAGAAAGUAGCAAAAUUGCAAAAUGUAUUGGCACCAGUUAAGUUCGAUUAAUUGGUAAUCACAAAACGGCUAUGAUAUUUUCUCUCAUCAUUCCACGUACUCUAGAACUCAGCUCUUGAGUUUAUAUUCAUGACCAGUAUUGAUACUUUUAGGACUUUCGUUCCAUCCAUUUGUGAUUCUCUUGUAGGUAUCACUUUGAAUGAAAUGAUCAAUUUUUUAAAAGCCAUCUUUUCACUUGUCCAAUCCUAGUUUGAGCAGAAAACUUGGUCAUCUUAGUGCUAUGUUAACUUCCAUCACCUUGAGCUUUGAGAAUCUUCUUUAAAACUAAUAAUGUAUUGCCCUAUUGUAGGGCCUAAAACAAUAGUUUAGUCACAAAAAGUCAUACGAAGCAAUGGAUAUCAAUAAAUAUUAUGUAAAAUGGAUGAUUACAAAUGUGUUAAAUAAAGCUCAUUGAAUGUCAGGAUUCUGUGCCUCGUAUUUGAUAUCAACGGGCUACUAUAAUCAGAAAUAGCCUUAUUUUCUCAGCAAUGAACGUCUCAGUUAGAAAUAUAUGAAACAUAGCAAUGAAACCUUAGUCGGACUGGUAAUAUGAAACAUCCCUAAAGACAUUAAUGUACUUCUAGCUUGGUGAGAUAUCAUUUAAUAUGGUUGGAAGUUUGCCCACAUAUGGCAUAGCAAAGAUGAGGAUCAAGUAGGUGUAGUGCUUGGCAGAUAAAGGUGUUUUUGUUUGUUGUCCAUUCUUUCCAUUAAAAUGACUGGUAAAGUCAGGUGCUUUUUCAUGCGUCUUACCUCAACUGCUUUGAUUCUCUGAUUUGGUUUUCUGACUAAUUCAGAAGGACUUCAAGUGGAGUGCUAGGUGAUAUGAUAGUUGUGUUUGAUGAUGAUAUUGACGGUUAAUUUCAGUGUUUCUUACUAGCCUUUCUUUUAUCAUAUGCUGUUGAAUGGUUUUCUAUUGUCAGUAUUAUGUAUCAUUUAGUUCAUUUUCUCAAUGGUGGAUUUCUUUGCUCUAUUUUCUCCUACUAAUUAGUUGGAGUCGCUCAUUAAACUUAUCAAUGCGACACUUUGUUAAGAUUGCUAAACAUCUUUUUCUGAUUUGUAGAUGAUGCCUUUCAUAGUGCUAGCAGAGACUUGAGGGAGCUACCACCUGUGGAGCUAUCCACCUUACCGCUUAUUUUAAAGGUAUGUUGUUUCUUAUUUUUGGUUUGAUCACGAGGAAUUUAAUCCUUAGAUCGCAGAAAUGGGCAAGACUAUGCAACUCAUCACCGGAAACAGUCAUGCCUAAAUUAAGUCCUCGGUAGAUCCUGAUAUGAAGCUCUGUCAUGGUCAGUGUCAUUUUGGCAAAAACUGUUUGUAGAAUGACCCACUAUUGAUUUUCAUUAUUUUAACAUAGUGGAAUCUUUGAAUGCCGCUUCUAAGGAACUCCAUGUUUAUUUCGGUGAGAGUGACUGAGAGAUUAUCUUUUCCUUGAGAUGAAACGCCAUUUGACCACGUGAAUCUUUGCUAAUGAUGUGGUGGUCUAACUUUAUUACACUUAUUAGGUUUGUUAAGAUAUCUUAUCCAAAAAACGUUCUGGCUUGUGCCCAGCUGCAAAUCGAAGGUAUAAGUCCAUGCCUGAUCUCUAAUGCUUCCAACCUCAACCUUUCCAUUGAUUUCCUGCAAUCGGAUAUCACGUCAGAGGAGGGACGGUCAAAUCAACAAUAGAUUUCAGUCAAAGAUGAUGAAUGAUUUCUACAGUGUGAUUCAGUCAAAGAUGUUGCCAUUUCUGUCUCUUUUUUCAGAUAAUUUUUUAUGUGCUUUCUCAUUUCUUCUUUUAUCCAGAAAUUUUAUGUGCGAUCAUAAAUAUUUUUAUUCUGAUCUCAUUUCUGUCUGGUAUUUUAAACUUUUAAUGAUAAAUGUUUGCAGAUGAAUCUAACUUCGUAGGAAAUUAGGAUUGCUAAUGAGCUUUAAUAUAACAUGCAGACUAUAGGAGAGUGUGGUACUGGUAUUGCAGAUCAGAUGCACGUGGCAGACCUCAUUCUCCAAGAUGUGAGUAUGGCAGUCGUGAAUUCUUUAACUCUGUCGGGUGAAUUUUUGUUUUGCUUGGAAAUAGAUGCUCCUAUUCGUUCUUAGGACAUAUACAUAACCAACUAUAGUAAAGCUUAAGAUCAUGUAGGCUAUGUGCUUACCUGAGACACACAUUAGAGAAUAUUACACUUGCUCACUUCAGAAAUUAUUCACCAGACUAUAAUCCUUUUACAAGUAAAAAUGAGGACUCCCUGUAGAAGGAUUUUGUUGUAAAAGAAGUGUUUGUUCCUCUUAUCCUUAAAAAAUCUAAUGGGUGGCAUGGGGAUUAGUUGCUAUGUUUUGCAGUCUACUUUGGAGAAACCAUGCAUUUCCCACCUACCUACUUCCCGUAGGUGAUACAAUCUUAUGCCUAUUACGUGGAGACCACUAAAUAGUGCGUUAGAAUGACUGGAUAAAAGGGUCUUUGUCUUCUCUCAUUCUACAGGAGUUGCUGAUGCGAUUUUGUAUAUAACACUCAGAUCAAAUGUAUGAUGUUGUCCGCGUGAAAUCUGUCAUGUUGGUAGCCUCACUUUCAUUUAGGGCGAGAAUCUCUAGGGCAUGGUGACCUGACUGUGAAGAUACCUCUCUCCUAUUUUCAUUGUGUGAUUUGGCCGAAUAUCUGCUAAAUGACUUAGAGAAUCUCUCCAAGAAUGUUAUGAAAACUUCACUAGAUCUUCCCAAUUUAUUCCAUACUAUCCCCCACUUUUUAUAUGAAAGCAAAGCCUGCAAUGUCACUCUAUGUUUCGAUUUAAAUUAAAUAAAUAUGUUAACUAUAGUCAAUGUAGAUCCAACCUUUAUUUUCGUCUUUUGGAGCCUCACAUUCUCUAUCUGUCUCUCUGUCUCUACUGCCCCUAUUUUCCUUACUCAUUAUGGAUAGAAAAUGGACCAAUUUACCUAUUUAUUCAUCGUAGUAUAUUUUUUGAGCUCUUGUUGUGUAAAUCAAAUUUAGUAUGCAUGUUCCUCUCUCUCUCUCUCUCUCUCUCUCUCUCUCUUUCUCUCUCUUCCACGACACCUUUGAAAAUUUUACAGCUCAGCUAAUAAAUGUUUAUUUCUUCUAUUUGAAGUUUUUAUGUAGGAAUUGAUGUCUUAUUUAGUAGUUAGUUUCUGGUUAUAGAUUUUAUGCUGUGUGAGACUGUUAGCUGCUCGGCAGCCAUAGUUUUUUUUCACAUCACUUCCUAUUGAUGACCAUAUUUUCUAUUUGUUGCUUUCAGCAUGAAUUUUUCCCUAAGCUGGUGGAUCGGUUUAGGACUUGUGAAGAUUUGGAAAACAGGGACAGUCUCCACAUCAUCUUUAAACUAGUCAAAGCAAUAAGUCAGUAGAUACUAUGUUUAAUUGGCCAUUUAUUUUCUUACAUGUAUGCUUGUUUUUCUUUCUAACCAGCGUACCACCUUAUUUCGCAACUUUCAGUUCUUCUCAACAGUCCUCAGAUCUUUGACAGAAUAUUUGCGGAUGAAUUCAUCUUAGACAUCGUUGGUGCUCUUGAAUGUACGUUUUUAUUUUAGUUAAUUCCUUAAUUUAUCUACUCAGUUAUGCAGAAAUAUUUUGUAGAUAUUCUUUGGCCUCUGCUCAUAUACUCAUCAAAUUCAAUCGAUUCAAUGCUAGCAUCUAUUGUAGUACAUUCUUGUUGUGAACAGUAAUGUUUUUGGCUUGUCAUCAAUAAGAUAGACGCUCUUCCUCUUCGCCUAGUACUGGGAUCUAUCACUUUUAUCGUUGUAGUCAGAUAAGCUUCACCAAAUUAUCAAAUUAGAUCAUGUGUUAGAUCACAAAUCUCACCCCUGCAGGCUCGAGGAUGUAACUUUGGAUUGGAUUAGGUACCUCAGUCAUGUUCUAUCUGUAGAUUCCAAUUUUGUUUGAUAAGGGAAAGCGUGUUAUAAUUUUUCAUUUUAAAAUCAUAUUUCAUACGUUUUACUGAAAAAUAUAGAAACGCAGCGAAAUGUUUGUUGCAGACAUUUCUGCACAAAUCAAAUUUAAUAGCUGCUCGGUCCUGAGCCUGAUUCUACUUGUCAUGGGUUGGGGUUGGGGUUACCGGGUGGAGAGGUGCAAUUGGGUGAGGGGUUGAGGUGAUAGAUUCUGGUUGGCUCAUAGCAGCGGCAGUCUGUGGUAUCAGGUGGGUCCUUUUUCUUCCUUUCUCUGUUCUCUUCUGCUGCAUCUCCUAACGAGUCAAGAGGAACACUGCUGCUGGUUAUUGGCUGACCCGUUCUGGAUUGGUUAUUAUCCGUUAGAACAUGUCUGUUUUUUUGUAAAAUAGGCUUGAAAUAUAAAGCCCCCCCCGUCUUGUUUAUUUUCAUCACCUUUUUUUUUCAAACUUUUUUUUAGCUAUGACAGCUACUUGCGACCAUGUGGUUUACCUGCAAGAAAUAUAUGUAGAAAGCGUGUUUGAAACCAACAUGAGCGUAUUUUUGCAUGAAUUUAUUUUGUGGCACUGAUCUUGUGUGAUACUUUCUUUUUAGUCAACUCCUCUUCAUGAACUCAUUGACCUUUGGAUUUCUUUCAAUUUUAAAUUUUAUUUGAAUGACCAGCUGUGAAUGUGUGUUUUGCUUUUCUAGUUGAAUUACAAUUUUGUAGUUUCUGACAUUCUUGUUCAGAUGAUCCUGAUCUUCCACAAGUGCAAAAACAUCGUUCUUUUUUGAGAGAUCAUGUUGUUUUUAAGGAGGUAAUUGAAUUCAUCAAGGGCUUAUUGUUUCUCUUUCGGUGUGCGUAAUAGUUAGUAGAUGCUCAUUUACUUUUCAGGUUAUUCCUAUUAAAGAACCUCAAGUACUAACAAGGAUACAUCAGUCGUAUCGAAUUGGUUACAUAAAGGUUUGUUAUAUUUAAAAUUAAUGCUCUGCUAGCCUGUUUGUUUAAGUGUACUUGCACUAAUUGUUUUUGCAAGUUAUAGGAUGUCAUCUUGCCAAGAGUUUUAGACGAGGGAACCAUUGGAAGCCUGAAUUCUAUUAUCCAUGGAAAUUAUACUGUGGUGAGGAUUCAACUAUGUAACUCUGACUUUACAGUUGACUGCCAGUCAUAUUCCUGUCAGAUUUUAGGUUUGCCAUUUUCGAUGCAGGUUAUAUCUAUAUUGAAGGAUGAUACCUCUUUUAUCCAAGAACUAUUUGCAAAGAUGCGAUCGCCAGAGACUUCUAUGGAGUCCAAGAGAAAUUUGGUAACAGGAUUGAAAUUGCUCUGUAAUUUUUGAUCAUACUGUAUAAGAUUUUUUUUUGAUUCUCUAACAAUGAUAUUGCCAUGUCUGUUGGGUGCCUUGCAUCUAAACAUUAACCUUUCUUCUCAUCCGCUGUAGUAAUCUCGAGUUUUUCUUCUUCUGGCAGCCAGCCUCGGAUUUUUAUGAGCCUGUACAAAAUUGCCUUCUAAGCAAUAAAAAUGGUUCCUAAUGCUGGGGGAGGAUAGAUUUCUGAAAGAUUAAUGCGCGGAUCUUUUAGGAGACUGUUGCUAGAGAUAUUAAAAGGAAAGAUAAUAAAAUUGAAUCAAGUUAUAUUUUAUGAUUGGUGAUGUAUACUUCACUGGCCUACGGACUUCACCUAUUUAGAACAUGAUGCAAAGGACCCAAAAGAUAUAUACUCAAACUAAGAAGAUCAUAGUUUUUUACUUAGUCGUUGAUACAAAAUCUUGUAUAUCCACUUGGUGUCGGUUAUGUUACAUAUGGAUGGUUGAUUUCCCUUGGUUUAAUGGUUAGCAGCUUGGUUGUUCCUUGCAUCCCUUUUCUUUGGGUGUAUCAUACCUUUUGACGUUCAGUAAGGGAAAGAUUAGGCAUAUAGAAAUGGCUUUUCUUUGAUAUGAUGUGUUUUGAUGAUAUCCACUAGUGUGACUAAGUUUCAUUCCGAAAAUUGAUGAUUAUUGACAUGCUGCCGUCUUUCGAAGGGAAACUGAUGAUUCAUGUUACUUGUUUGUUCCUACACCAGGUGUUAUUCUUACAAGAGUUUUGUAGUUUAAGCAAAAGUCUUCAGGUUGCACAACAAUCACGGCUAUUUCGGUAUGGUAUCUUAUACCAUAUCUUCGAUCAUUUCCUUUCCGUUUUUUAUUUUAUUUAACUAUUGCAUCGUUUUCCCUCAAAUUACUACGUUGAGUUACUAGAAUUUCUUUCUUGGGAUGGUGGCCUGGUGCUAGUCUUUCAUGUUAACGCUUAGUGUCAUUAAUUGUAGCACGUAUUGAUGCUUGUAUGUUAUUCUUUAGAAUUUGAGGUGCCAUUAACUAUGAACCGAUCAUUUAAGGGUAUACUUUGACUUGCUGCGUUUAUUCUAAUUCACCAUUCUUCUCUGUUAGUGAGCUUGCAAAUGAAGGAAUUUUUGAGAUUCUUACGGAUGUGUUGCAGAGUCAGGAUAAAAAGCUGGUUUUGACAGGGUAAUCAUUAUUUGUUACUGGAUUAAAUAUUACGUCUAAAUAUUCAUACUGAUAGAAUUGUACUUGAAUUCUCAAUAGUUUGAUUUAAAGAAAUUAGAUGGCCCUUUGGUGGAAAUGCAGGACAGAUAUCCUCAUCCUGUUCCUUAACCUGGAUCCAAACCUUCUCCGGAACUUCGUCAUUCAACAGGAGGACAAUACACUUUUCGGACUUCUGGUUCGUGGAAUUGUGGUCCCUUGCUUUUUUCUUUUUCUGUUGUCUUUCAUUUGCAUUGAUGAUCCAUAAGCAUUCUACCUGAGUAAACCUUCUCUGUGCUCAUUCUUUACUCGUUAUUAAAGUAGAUAACCAACUUAGAUUUUUCUUUUUCCCUACAAGAGAAAGUAGUCGCCAUUUAUUUUUUGUAUUACUGUAUUGCGAAAGUUAACACUUUUACAUUGGAUUUAUUUUUCAGGUUGAAGGAAUGAUUACGGAUUUUGGGGAUAACAUGCAUUGCCAGUUUCUGGAAAUACUUCGCAUACUGUUGGAGUCGUACACAUCAUCUAGUGCACAGGUUCUUUAUAUUCUUGAAAUCCCUUUUUGUGGCUGAUUUCACUCUGUUCCAUGUUACUGACUAUAGCUUAAGAUUUAGUUAGGUAAAAUAAUGAGGGUUUGCUACCUUCAUCUCUUGCGUGCUAUGGUCUUACACUAUAUGUUAUAGACAUAGAUUAUCGAUUACGAAUCCAUGAUCGACAAGAUACACAUUAGUACCAGCAGACAAAGAUUCUGUUGAUCUGGUUGUACGGGAGACAUUUUCCCUGAAAACCUGUGCUAGGAGUUCCAGGUGCCAUUUCCAACAGCAGAUCUAUUAUUCAUUCUGAUUCUUUUGUAGAAGCCUAAAGUUGAAACUGGCUUCAUGUUUAUGUUACAAAUGGAAUAUUCCGGCAUUGUAAGCUGAUGGCUUGCAUUGCAAUUAUAGUAACAUAAGUCUGAGUUAUAUAUGCCUUUUUCUUGUUAAUUAAGGUUUGCCAUUUCAUAUGAAAGGACAAAAGAAACUUGCGUUUGCAUGCAACCCUAUAAUUCUAUGAUUGACAGUCGGUUGUUUACCACCCUAUCUUUAUUGACUCCCUUACCCAAAGAAGUGAGUUAUUUGAACUGUAUACGUCUGAGCUGAAAACUGGUCAGAACGGGUGAUUCGAAGUCUGUUGCUUCCGGAGGCCUAAGACCAAGUCUGCUAAUUUUUCGGUGUGAUAAAUACUCGCAUUCUGCUUGAGAUUACCGAGUAUUUAGUUCAGUACUGAAACGAAAGAGGAACUUGAUAAUUAAAUAAAUUAAUUAUAUCGAAAUCCGUUAAAAGUUGUGUGAGUAUUUAAUGAAUCACUGCUGACUUAGAUAUCUAAUGCACCUUGACCUGUUAAAUCCUGAAGUGCAACGGCUUCUAGGUCAGUAAAUGAUUACAUUAUUUGACGGGUGUUUUUCAUUUAUUAAUUUGAAACUAAAGUUUAGUAAGUUAGGAACCAUGUUGAUUAGAUCCUUUGCCAGUUUCUUCAACUAUUCUAUCCAUUAAUUGUGGUAUGUAACUGCUCUGAAUGUAAUCCAGUGCAUCUGAUACCUUAUUAUAAAAGGUAUGUCGAUUGAAAUUUAUCAGAAGUUGAUCAAUCUUUUUUUCUGACAAACAUGAAAAAUGAGGAACACCGUAUUUUUUCCUUUUUUUUCUUGCAGAAAUCGACACAAGUUUUUCUUUUACAACGCCACUGUCUAGAUGUUUUCUUGAACUUAUGGAAAAAUUCCUGAAUAGGCCAUGGCUUAGAAUUUUUUAAAAACUUUUGGUUAAUAUCAUGUUUUGGCAGCACUGAAGACAGUUUCUACACGAUCUAAUUAUUCUGCAUCGUUUGUUGGUUAUAUAUUUGUUUAUUUGCUGUUUCUCCCCCCAGAAAAAUAAUCAUUUCAGUUCCUUUAGUUUCCUUCUGCUUCAUAUUAUUGACCUUUCAUUGUUUCACAAUUGAUGUCUUGAUCAAAGUGUCUAGGAGAUCUCACCAGUUAUGAGGCUGAGAUAGAGCCUUGGUUUUACCUUUCACAUUUACAACAUCAUAAUUAUCUUGGUGGACUCCGCACCUUUUAUCAACAUUUUAUUUUUUCAUCCCUUUUCUCUUUUUUUUCCUUAUAAUCUUUGUUGUUCUUGGACAAAACAAUGUUCUUUUGGACCGAAUGGGCUUGGAUUUCUAAUCCGAUUGAAUCUGGGUUUGGUUUAGGCCGAUUUUUUUUUUCUAAUUUAAACGGAUGUUUGAAAUUUAUUGGCAGUGGGGAUAAUAUAAUAAAUUAUUCAAAUGGAAUUUUUAACAUGUCAGACUCGGGAGACUUCCCAUUCUAAAAAGUACACACCUAAGCAGCAGUGCUUUAUGGAAAAGAGUGCUUGGGGGGAUUAGCAAGUAGUGUCCUAUGUGAGUUAUUUAUCUGGUCGUUUUAGCUUUUUCUUGUCCUCCAUAAACUUCUUAUUUCUUUCUCUGCAUUCUGCUAAUGAAUGAUGGAUGUAGUUUUCCCCUCCUCUUGCGUCAAUAGAUGAUGAAAUUUCUUAUCCUGCACAGUAUGGUCAAAUUCAGAUGUGCUGAUUUUGGUUGGGAUAAUGGUUAUUGAAUUUAUAAAGAGAAUCGGAAUGUCUUCCUUGCAUUUAGCUUUAUCCUUGCCAUUUAUGCCUUGUUUGAUUUGCGGUUUUAUUUUUCAAGUACCCGUUCUUACUGUGGAAUCUAUAAAUCAUGAGAAAUAAUUCUGACUACAUCGAAAAAAAUAGUGGAACAUUAGCGUCAUUGAUGGCUUCCAUUUUAGCUACCAAUAGACCUUGUAUCCAGUGAUUUAGUCAUGUUUCUGGUUGCUGCUUUUGCAAAACAAGAAAAUGAGCGUUACUAAGUAGAUGUGUUUGUUUCAUGAUUUCUGUCAGUUCUGUUUUCUGAGACAUCAGGAAUCUGGUUGCUGCAGGCAUUGUGUUAGUUGUCUGGAUAUUGUAUCUGUAGCCUAUUGUCUGAAGCGUAUGUGUGCCAUUUAUUUAAAUAUGCAUUCAUUUCUGAAGUUCAGUUAUUAUUAACUGGUGUUUGGGAAUGUGACACACGUUUUAAAUUGCAGAACGAUGCUAUUAUAGAGAUUUUCUAUGAGAAAUAUUUGGAUCGGUUGGUCGACGUUAUAACAUCAUCUUGUCCCUCGAAGAAUAUUUCACAGACGAGAGUCACAGCAGUGUCUUCUAUUGGAAGAGUUGAAUCCCGUGCACUGACCAAGCCUGAGAUUCUGUCAAACAUCUGUGAAUUGCUGUGCUUUUGUGUUCUUCAUCAUCCCUACAGGAUAAAGUAUAUCUCUUCUCGGCUGUUUACUGGUUAUGUCAUAGAAAAUUUGUAUAUCAUUUUAUAGAAAAAAAAUCAUCCAAUUUAAUGUUGUCCUAAAAGUUUGAUGUUAGCUGUUGGUGUCUGAUGGUUGUAGAAGUUAAAUUAGUAGUUCUUGUUUAGCUUUGACGUUUUUUAUAACUUGUGACGUUUUGCUGUUACUUUUCAGAUGCAACUUAAUUGUAAAUAACGUUAUAGAGAAAGUCCUCUGUCUGACUCGAAGAAGAGAAAAAUACCUCGUUGUUGCUGCAGUUAGGUUUAUGCGCACUGUGGUUUCUCGCAAUGUGAGUACUAAAUUUAUUAAUUUGUAAACAAUAAUUCUGCUUGCAGUGAAAGUUGUCUAAAAAAGCUAUGUACUUGGUCUAUUUAGAGUGAAACUUUUGCUUCAAUGUGCACUUGGUUCAUUUGGUCUUGCGUUUAACUUUUUAAUCCCUCUAGUUAUUUGAUUUACUUGACCUUUCGAGAGCUAUCAUGCCAGGAUUCCUCUUGUUGCAGCAAAUUAAUGACUCAGGCUUGGCAACUUGGCAACAUUUUUAGACUCAUAAAUUGGAAAAAGGUGUGACAGAUUGUAGCGAGUUAGCUAUAAUUUGGAUUGAGUUACAUGCGUCGGUAGGUGUAAUUCCUUCUGAAGUAAUCGAUUCUCUUUAAAGGAAGCCUUUUUGAGUAGACGUCUCAGUUGGUCCCAUUAAGCGUUGAAACCUUGAAACACGUCUGAACAGAGUCAAGCCAAGUGUUCCGUUUGGACUCAGAAGGUAGAAGACUUAAUAUGACUUGUAAGGAACACAUUUGCUGAACCUCACUGAUAUGAGUUGAUGAAUAAAACCCGAUGUUGUAACUAAUUUAAUCCUUUUUCAAAGCCCUCAACCAUGCGACCCUCCCAAUCUGAAUGGGUAGCAAGAUCUGAGUUUCGAAAUUCUAUCUGAAUUAAUCAAGUCUAUAUAUGUGAACAAAGUGCGGUGAACAGUGAGGAUUAUCUGAAAUGUUUUCUCAAUCGUGUGCAUUCUGGUUUGAAUUUGCAACUGCCGUCUGGCACAGAUUAUGUGGAGAUGAUUUUAAAAUCCUCAAUCUUUGACUCAAGUGUUGAUUAAAUACUUGAUCAAUUAUUUUUGCUUCAACAGAUUAACGGUGCUUUCAAAAUUUCUAGUAUCAUAGUGGCGGAACAGAUACUAUAUUUAUGUAUAAAACUCGGCACAUCCAUUUGACCCUAUAUAUCAAUUUUGACUAGCGCAUACUUUUGCUCUCUUUUAUGACUUUUACCCGUAUUAAUCGAUGUUAACUGAAACCAGGAUGGUACAGGCCAAAACUAAAAAUCCUGUGGCCGAAUUUGACGUUUCCAUUACUUUAUGAAAUACAUUGCAACCUCGCUCUCGUUCCAGAGUUCUUAAAACUGAUAGAGCUGUUUUCUUGUAAGAUUAGGAGCAUAUGUAUAUAAAUCUGAUGUAGAGAUGUUAACCUUGAAUUCUGUUGAUCUAUCAGGACGAAUUUUUAGCUCGACAUAUUGUCAAGAACAACCUAAUGAAGCCCAUUGUUGAAGCUUUUGUCAGAAAUGGUAGUUGUUAUAAUAUGCUUCAUUCUGGAGUUCUUGAGCUUUUGGAGUAUAUCCGUAAGGUGUUGCAUUUUUCUGCCGCGGUUUCUACUCUACAGAUCCUUUUUGUUUGGCAUGGUUUUUGAGCGAGUGUUACUUUCUACAGGAGAACAAGACUUUAACCAUUUAUGUUUUUGAGACUUUCUGGGAUCAAUUGUCAAAGUUUCAGUACUUGGAGACUAUUCGGGUUCUGAAGACAAGAUAUGAACAGGUAGAAUUACUUGAUGGUAAUUGAUGCGAACUGCAUCUACUCUGUAUAUUCCUUCUGCCUUCUUACCAUAUCUAGUCCCUCGUGUUAACUUCUAAUUACCGCGCCUGGCCUCCCUGCUUGAAUUUCUGACAGCCGUUAACAUCUUUGCGCUGUAAGUAAUAUUUUAUCCUUGCUCCUUUUGACUGGCAAACUUUUCCUUGUUAGUCACUGGAGAAGUGCGACAUGUCUACGGUAACUACAGAUGACCUAAGAAAACGUAUAGAUGAGCGUGCUCUUGAGAAGGAGGAAGAAGACUAUUUCAAUGAUCAAAGGUUUGUAAGCUUUAUAAAAGUUGCCUCUCACUCAAGUUCGAGGAGCCUUGUUAAUUACGUUUUGCUGAGCAGUGAUGGAGAAGACUCAUCUUGUGGUGGAGUUGCCCAAGAGCUGCAGCAGGGUGGCGAGCCAACUGUGGCUAAUGGAACCAGUGGUAACAACCCCCCAUUCAGGUAGUGGCCGUGAAUUAUCUUCUGUUGAAUGUGUUUGUCAGUCCGUGCAGAGAAAAAAGUUAACUAAAUGAUAACAUGAGAAAUGGAACGAUCGUGAUAAAUGUUUACCCUAAUGUGGAGUUGAUUCAGAUGAGUCUCUGUGCAGUCAAUGCUCCUGGCAUUAUUUACAUUUAUGUUCAAUUUCUUUGAUUUGGAAGUUGCGUUUUGACGAGCAAAUCUAUCACCAGGUUAGUGGAUUCCCUCUAGAUUCUAGGUGCAAUGAGUAAACAAGGUCAGGAAUGAUGAGAAAUCAUGCUAGCGAGGGAAGUCGUCGUUUUUCUAUUAUUAUUUAUUAUUAUUAUUUUUGUUUUAAACCCAUGGAUGCUUUUGUUUAAUAUCCAGGUCUCGACCCAGUGGGCUGGUUGACUAUGAAGACGACGACGACGACGACGACGAUGAAGACUACAAUCCGCCUUCACGGGAGCCUGAAAAUUCUCAUGAGAGUGAAAGGCCAUCGAGUGCUGUGAAGCCCAAGCGGGAGCUCACCUCAACGAGCGAUGGCAGCGCAGAAGAGAUAGAGUUGCGGAAAAAACGCAUGUUGGAUAAACACAGAAGUGAUGGAGAAGUUGUGUUUGCUGCUGCUGCUGCUGCUGCCUGUUCCACUAGCAACCAUGCAGAUCAACCCAGCAAAACUACGCCUCCAGUUGCUGAUUCUCGGUGCUCUCCGACAAGCACGACCAACAGCGCGUCUGAAGGCGAACCAGACGACAAGGCGAUGCCGGACGUCUCGGUGGAAAGAGACUGCCCUAAUUCGGUCUCCAGCACCGCAGACGUCAGACAGCCGGGUGGAGAGGAGCACUCCCGGACGCCCAUCGCUAGUUCCCCUUCCGAAGUGGCGGUGAACGGCGCGAACGUUUCCCACACAGAACCGUACCCCGUGCGAUGA
Spirodela intermedia is the source of this 18597-nucleotide messenger RNA. NCBI's taxonomy places the organism in Eukaryota, Viridiplantae, Streptophyta, Magnoliopsida, Alismatales, Araceae. The record is from the annotation of a GenBank genome assembly.